Colletotrichum chrysophilum is the source of this 3096-nucleotide messenger RNA. Its product is annotated as putative secondary metabolism biosynthetic enzyme. The record is from RefSeq and is a predicted model, not a curated record. Lineage: Eukaryota; Fungi; Ascomycota; Sordariomycetes; Glomerellales; Glomerellaceae. The transcript has 2 exons. The coding region runs from base 1 to 3096 and encodes 1031 amino acids. Gene Ontology annotation, molecular function: asparagine synthase (glutamine-hydrolyzing) activity; oxidoreductase activity; enoyl-CoA hydratase activity. Gene Ontology annotation, biological process: fatty acid beta-oxidation.
AUGCCUGGGUCUCUGACGAAUGGUUCUCUGACGAACGGUUCUCUGACGAACGGUUCUCUAACGAACGGUUCUCUUACGAAUGGUUCGUCUCCCGUCGCCGGCGACGAGUCCUCGGAUCACUUCGUGGUCCAUAUCUCGUCCGGGACCGCCUUGGUGGAGUUCUCCAAGGGCAACCGCCAGAACCCUUUCAGCCGGCCAAAGAUGCGCGAGUUGACGGCCCUCACCAAGAAGCUGGCCGACGAUGAAGAAGUCGGCUGCAUCGUGCUGACCGGUGGCGAGGGCCGCUCCUUCAGCGCUGGUGGCGACUUCCACGAGACCUCACACUUCACCGGAGGCGACGAGGUCGACGCCUGGAUCGACGACUUCACCCACCUCUACACCACCGUCGCCGGCAUCUCCAAGCCCGUCGUCGCAGCCAUGGACGGCUACGCCAUCGGAUUGGGCCUCCAGAUCGCUCUCUGCUGCGACUACCGCAUCGGCGCCGACACGUGCCAGCUCGUCAUGCCCGAGUUCCGCAUGGGCAUCGCGUGCAACUUUGGCGGGCUGAUGCUCGAGGCUACCGUGGGCCGCUCCGUCAUGCAGAGGAUGUUGUUCACGUCCGAGAAGUGGGAUGCGCCGGCGGCGCUGCGCGACGGCCUGCUGCACGAGGUCGUCCCGGCCAAGCAGCUGGUCGCCCGCGCGCUGGAGAGGGCUCGCACCAUCAGCUCGUGGGCGCCCUCGGCCGUUCGCGGAACUCGUCCGUACAUCAACGCCAAGUUCUGUAAGGACCUGGUGGAUCUCGGAGAGUCGGCCAAGCGCACCCACCGUGGUGCGUUUGCCGCCGGUGAUGCUCAGAAGAACAUGAAAACAAUCAUCGAGAAGAGCCAGAAUCAUGUUCAGGUUUGGAAAGAAGAGGCGUCGCCUUCGUGGGUCCUGUUCGCCAACACGACCAUCUCAUCCCUUGAAAAAACCCUUCAAACCGUCACGGCCUCCGGCAUACACGUCUACGGACAGGGACAUGCUUUGACUUCCGGGUCCUACACUUGGCUCGACGGAGAUGAUGGUGCUUCACCCUCGGCCCAUGAUGAGUGGGACACGUUCAUCGAGUCCCGCGGCGACAUUCUUCGCGCCAGAGCGGGUGCUAUGAGUGAUCGACCACUUUACGCGACACGCAACACCACCACGGGAGCUUGGGCUGUCGGCACCGACGCAUUCACGCUGCACCUUGCCCGCUCGCAGUGGGGCAUGCACGCCGGGUUGACGAAUCCGUCCGUCAUCUACCGGGACGAGACCACCGCCUUCAUCGGCGUAUCAAAGGUCCCGAGCAACUCGAGCAUCGAGCUGCGCAAGACCGGCAGCGGCGAUGCUCAAGGCGGUCGAUGGAAGCUCUCGACCGAACAGUUCCGCGACCCCAUCUUGGCUGCCUUGAGCCCGCAGAUCCGGGACUUUGCCCUUGCCGGCUCCAGUUUCGUCUCGGCCCUGCAAGGAGCCGUCUCCCAGAUGACCCAGAACGGAGACGGCUCCGUCGCCACCCUCCUUUCCGGCGGCAUCGACUCGGGUGCCGUGACCGCCUUCGCCGUCCUGUCCGGCCUCAAAGUGACGGCCUACAGUGCCGGCACCCCCUGGGGCAACGAGCACAGCGAGGCCAAAGAGCUCUGCGACUUCCUCGGGAUCCCGCACGUGUGCGUCGACUUCUCGGCCGAGGAGCUGCUCGCCGCCGUCCCCGAGUCUAUCCGCGCCAUGGGCCACUCCGAGAACGAGCGCGUCGACAUCGCCAUUAGCAUUACAGCCAUGCUCCGCAGCGGCAUCAUCAAGGAAAAACACAUCCUGACGGGUUACGGCAGCGACUUGGUGAAUCUCGGCCUGCCUCCCGCGUCCGGUGCCGAUGAUGUCGACGCCUUGAUCAAGGACAUCAUCGACGGCGUCGACUGCUCGCGUAACAGCAACGAGUUCACCGACUUCGUCGCGCAUACUUACGGUAAAAGGCUGUCGCACCCUUACUGGCACAAGGAUGUCGUUCUGUCCGCUCUGGACAUCCACCCGGCCUGCAAGAUCCGCGGAGGUCGUGAGAAGGCCUUCUUCCGUGCCGCCAUGGAGCCGUAUGUGCCCAUGACAACCGCUUGGCGCAAAAAGAUCGGCAUCCACCUCGGAGGCGGUCUGCAGGGCGGGCUCGACGCGACUUUUGGCAGUCGUGAGCUGAAGAUCCAGGCCUACGACGAGUGCUUCCGAGCCAUCGCAUCCCGCGUCCUGGAAGACGGCCCUCUCGCUAGCGUUACCAACCUGGCGCCAAAGGUUGACCACCUUCGUCAGCACACGCCCAUGACACCGUCCGGCGCCGGACGCUUGCUCCACUGGGACGGUACCGCCUCGGAGGAGGCCCUCGGCAAGCUUUCCGAGACACUUCUGGAGAGCCUCAAGGGCGCCGGCUUCGUGCUCGUCAAGAAUCUGCCCCUCGGCGAGGAGCAGUUCAAAUCCCUCGUCCACUGCCUCGGCGACCCGGUCCAGCACAAGUGGAAGACGGGCUCCAGCGACCUAAUGAAGCUGAACGCCACGCACGAGAAGGGCAACGUCGUGCUCGGCCGCGGCCCCCUGCCCCUGCACACGGACGGCAUCCUCAUCGACCAGUACCCGGACCUGAUCAUGCUGUACGCGGCCGAGUUCUCCGACGAGCCCGGCUCCGGCGAGACCUUCAUCGUCGACCAGGUGCGCGCGGGCAAGGAGAUGCCGUCGGACCUGCGCGAGAGGCUGAGCAAGGUGACUUUCGAGUACCACAUCCAGGAGCAGGGCCACUACCCGAGGGCCUCGUCGGAGCAGGGGAUCCGGGUGACGCCGUUGCAGGUCGGCGAGGACGGGGAGGCGUCGUUGCGCCUGUGCCUGCCCUUCCCGGCCGGCAUCGAGCGCAGCUGGGCCAUGAAGGCCGUCAGCACGGUUCCCGGGGUCGAGGUGGACUCGGACGCGCUCCUGGCCGACUUGGAGCGCUAUCUGCUGCAGCCGAGGUAUAUGUAUCAGCACCGUUGGAACGUGAAUGAGUUCCUCGUGUUUGAGAACAAGACUACCCUGCAUGGCCGCACGGCUAUCAGCGAGGGCGGUCUUCGCUCGCUCUAUCGGGCCCAGUAA